Molecule: messenger RNA, 813 nt
Organism: Arctia plantaginis
Lineage: Eukaryota; Metazoa; Arthropoda; Insecta; Lepidoptera; Erebidae
Source: the annotation of a GenBank genome assembly
AUGGUGGGGAUCAGGAUCUUUAUUGGGGGCCUGUGCGUGGGCGCCGUGAGCGUUUACUUGGAGGGGGACUCCAGCUUGGACGAGGACCUUUCCAAACUAAAGAACAUUAAGGCCGCGCUGCGCACUGACUACUGCCUUGUCGCUGGAGACGUGAAUGCCAAAAGUCCCUGGUGGGGCAGCGAGGAGGAGGAUAGCAGAGGGGCGUCGCUGGCGGAGUUUGCGGCGCAGGAGUCACUCCGGGUGAUAAAUGAGGGAACCACGCCUACGUUCUCGGCGUUUCGACAGGGUCGCCACUACAACAGCAUAAUAGACGUUACCAUGGCGUCGGACCGAUUAGCACCAAGGAUCACUAACUGGAAGGUGGAUGCUGACUUGUCGGACCUCUCAGACCACCGCCCCAUUUCUUUCUGCGUAUCGGCAGAUAAAGAACUCACUGUGCUCCAAAAUAUAUCAACCAAGCUAUUCAACACUAAAAAGGCGGACUGGGAACUUUUUGAUGACGAGCUGACUGCGAGCAUGGACGAGCGUGGACUGACCCCUGAGAGAGCGAGGACGGUCUCGACGUCGAAAGAUUUGGAGGAAUUGGUGGAAUCACUCACCAGCUGUAUUAGGGAGGCCUGCAGGGUGGCGAUUCCUGCAAUGUCGAGCGGGAGACGACGGCCCCAAGCGAGUUGGUGGGCUCCUGGGAUCGAAGAUAAGAAGAAAACAGUGAACAGGCUGAGGAGCAGAAUAAGAAACGCAAGCUCCGAACGACGGCAGUACGCAGUCGAUCGAUACCUGGAGGCGAAAAGGGCCUACAACGAAGCUAUCUAA